Messenger RNA from Merops nubicus (carmine bee-eater), 1141 nucleotides. RefSeq names its product flotillin 2 (gene FLOT2). Bases 40 to 1026 code for a protein of 328 amino acids. The record is from RefSeq and is a predicted model, not a curated record. The transcript is spliced from 8 exons. Lineage: Eukaryota; Metazoa; Chordata; Aves; Coraciiformes; Meropidae. Gene Ontology annotation, biological process: protein localization to plasma membrane; regulation of myoblast differentiation. Gene Ontology annotation, cellular component: plasma membrane.
CAGGUGGCUGCUGCGGCUCUGACGUAAAGCAGUACGUGUAUGGAGGCUGGGCCUGGGCCUGGUGGUGCAUCACUGACACCCAAAGGUACCCUGACAGUAGAGCAGAUCUACCAGGACAGGGAUCAGUUUGCCAAGCUGGUGCGGGAGGUGGCAGCUCCUGAUGUGGGUCGCAUGGGUAUUGAGAUCCUGAGCUUCACCAUCAAGGAUGUCUAUGAUAAAGUGGAUUACCUGAGCUCCCUGGGGAAGACCCAGACGGCGGCCGUCCGAAGGGACGCAGACAUCGGCGUGGCGGAGGCCGAGCGAGACGCUGGCAUCCGGGAGGCAGAGUGCAAGAAAGAAAUGCUGGAUGUCAAGUUCAUGGCAGAUACCAAAAUAGCGGAUUCCAAACGGGCUUUUGAAUUGCAGAAAGCUGCCUUCACUGAGGAGGUCAACAUUAAGACUGCGGAGGCCCAGCUGGCCUAUGAGCUACAGAGCGCCCGGGAGCAGCAGAAGAUUCGCCAGGAGGAAAUCGAAAUCGAGGUGGUGCAGCGCAAGAAGCAGAUCGACGUGGAGGAGAAGGAGGUCGCCCGGAUGGAGAAGGAGCUGAUCGCCACCGUGAAGCGGCCGGCCGAGGCCGAGGGCUACCGCCUCCAGCAGAUCGCCGAGGGCGAGAAAGUGAAGCAAGUGCUCAUUGCCCAGGCGGAGGCGGAGAAGAUCCGCCAGCUCGGCGAAGCGGAGGCGUUUGUCAUUGAGGCCAUCGGGAUGGCGGAGGCCGAGAGGAUGAAGCUGAAAGCUGAAGCUCUCAAGCAGUACGGAGAAGCCGCCCGGCUGGCUCUGGUGCUGGAUGCGCUGCCUGAGAUCGCUGCCAAGGUGGCCGCCCCCCUCUCCAAAGUGGACGAGAUCGUGAUUCUCAGCGGGGAGAGCAGCAGCAGCACGGCCGAGGUGAACCGCCUGCUGGCCGAGAUCCCCGCCUCCGUGCGCGCCAUCACGGGCGUGGAUCUCACAAAGAUUCCCCUGAUCCAGAAAGCCACCGGGGCCCAGGCAUGAGGCUGGCCAACCCAGAGCUAGUGAAGAUCACUCCCUGUUAUGCACUCAGACAUCAACUGCCUUCAACAAGCAGGAAUUCCUUUUAUAUCAAAGACAAUCGGAGUUUCAUUUUUAA